AUGACUACCAUCAACCACCAACACCAAGACGCCAAUACCCCGGCUACCGUUCUGCCAAUCGCACCUUCAAAGCAGCCUCUCUCCACCGCCAAGAGCGUCGACACUCAAUCUGUUCUCAAGAGGUUGCAAUCUGAAUUAAUGGCACUAAUGAUGAGCGGAGAUUCAGGGAUAUCGGCGUUCCCGGAGGAAGACAACAUAUUCUGCUGGAAAGGGACAAUCAGUGGAAGCAAAGACACAGUAUUCGAAGGAACAGAGUACAAGCUUUCCCUCUCAUUUCCAAAUGAUUACCCCUUUAAGCCUCCCAAGGUCAAAUUCGAGACUGCUUGCUUCCAUCCCAAUGUAGAUUUGUAUGGAAACAUAUGCUUGGACAUCCUUCAGGAUAAAUGGUCAUCUGCCUAUGAUGUGAGAACCAUAUUGCUUUCCAUCCAGAGUCUGCUUGGAGAACCUAACACAAGCUCACCGCUCAACACACAAGCGGCGUCACUUUGGGGGAAUCAAGAAGAGUACAGGAAGAUGGUGGAGAAGUUAUACAAGCUAAGUGCCUAG
This is a messenger RNA of Thlaspi arvense, 546 nucleotides long. The record is from the annotation of a GenBank genome assembly. Lineage: Eukaryota; Viridiplantae; Streptophyta; Magnoliopsida; Brassicales; Brassicaceae.